Molecule: messenger RNA, 1386 nt
Organism: Closterium sp. NIES-65
Lineage: Eukaryota; Viridiplantae; Streptophyta; Zygnematophyceae; Desmidiales; Closteriaceae
Source: the annotation of a GenBank genome assembly
AUGAAGUCGAACACGACUAACCACCGUUCAUUGUUUCUCGCAGAUGAAAGCCACGAUGAAUCGUCCGACGAGCAAGCGCAGGGCCGCCCUCGCACCGGCCAACGGACCAAACAUCCAAGGCGCAGCCUCGAUGACGUCAACAAAGCUGACGUCGCUGGGAAAACCGUUCCUGCACUGGCAGCUGGAGUGAAGUCCGUGGCUGGCGGUGGUCCCCUCGAUGAUGCUGCAAGUGAUCCCUUCCCUGCUGCUGCCGCUGCUGGUGGAUCUUCCCCUGCUGUCGCUGCAGCCGGGUCUUCCCUUGCUGCCGCUGCUGCCGGAUCUUCCCCUGCCGCAGCUGCUGCCGGACCUUCCCGUUCUGCUAUUCGGGACGGUGGUUCCCCUCCUGCUGAUGUGGCUCCCGAUGCUGUUGUUCCCGCCGGGACACCUGCUGCUGUUGAAGGAAACCCCAACCGCAGCCCAAUGGAGUUGCUUAUGACCCGGGCGACGGGGCGUGCGUAUGCAACUGAUGCCGCUCGCUUCGACGAGGAAGCGCGCGCCGAACCUGAUGUGAAUGAGGAGCUUCGAACUAAGGCAGAAGCUCAGAAGGCGAUCGCCGGAGUUUAUCAGAAAGAGAAUGGUCGCCUCGCCGAUGACCUGAAAAGCGCGCUGGUGCUUAUAACGCACCUUGCUAAGAAGACCACGCAAGUGGACCAGUCGACUCUCGUCUGGAAGUUUACGUCGUGUGCAGGGCAUGCAGGCUACACCCCCGAAUCGGCCGAAGGGAUGCAGGUGGCAGCGAUUGCCAAGUCGCAGGGCAAGCUGAAGGAUGCUAUGGAACGUUUUAACGAUCGCAUCGGGAAGAUCUACCGCCUCUGCCGCGUUUACGCCUUGAGCCGAGAUCCGUGUGUCUUCAUGAGGGAGAAGCGAACCCUGAAGGGCGAGCUAACUUUCUCCGAGAUUGAUGACUUCGCGAAGGUGUGCGCGGACUUCGUGAAGAACCAAUCCGACACGUUUGUUAAGUGUGCGUCCCUUUGGGACCCGGAAUUCGAUGGCGCCCUUCCCAUUGCGUUGUUUCCUGAUCAGCUGCUGGUUAUCCUUGCAGCGGUAAGUCAAGUGCGUUUCAAGCUUCGUUAUCCCCAUGGCAAGGCCCAGUUUAAGCGAUCAGGGGACCCGUCAGCCUUCUCCAGGCAGGCACGGGUGGUGCAGAGGUGGAUCAACGAGGGGCCCGUUGAACGGGAUGGCGACUGUGUCGGCAUUGGCAGCAUCUGCAUCGUUGGAUGGAAGGAGAUCCCUGAAGCUGAGCUGGAAGCAGAUGAGCUCGGGGAUUUGACCCGAGAUGACCUCACCUCCAGGGCUGCUUAUCGCAGGCUUCACAACGCAAACGAGCCGCAGGUGGAGCUGUUCUAG